This is a messenger RNA of Astrephomene gubernaculifera, 2752 nucleotides long. NCBI's taxonomy places the organism in Eukaryota, Viridiplantae, Chlorophyta, Chlorophyceae, Chlamydomonadales, Astrephomenaceae. The record is from the annotation of a GenBank genome assembly.
CAUUUUUUUGUGAAGGGAAGUUGUUAAAAUAGCUUAUAAUAUAACCAAGCCCCUCUGGCCAUAACCCGUCGGUAAAGCAGCAAGCAUUGCGAAUGCUUUUAGGUCAGUGUCCAGUCCAGCGGCCCAUUCGGGUCGCUUCCCGCAAGGUUGUAAAACCACCUUUUCUGGCUACGCCUGGAUACGCACAGCGCUCGCAAGUCGUUUGCGCGGCCGCUCUUCCCCUUGGGAAGAUUCCUGUUGAAGCGCUAGCAGCAGGCGGCAUCGCUGUCGCUUGCCUUGCGGGUAUCAUUGCCGUCCAAAUGCGGCAACAGCAGAAGCCAUUGGACGCCGAAGCUUCGGGUCAAGGGACCGAUGCCUCUGCUGCCCAGACCCCGUCCUCCCCGCCACCGCCCCCUCGGGAGAAUGCGGUACUAGUUCUUGGCGCGACUGGCAGGCUGGGGCGCCGGGUCGUGCAGAAGCUGCUGGCCUCCGGUCGCACGGUGGUGGCUGGCUGCCGCAGCCUGGAUAGGGCCCGUUCGGUGCUGCUGGGCGAGGGCGAGGGCGGCAUGGGACUGCAGGAGGGACGCCAGGCAGCCGGCAGGCCGGGAGUGCUGUUCCUGGAGCAGGUGGACAUCACCAGCCCCGACUCGCUGUCGCGUCCCGAGCUGUGGGCAGGGGUAGCGCAGGUGGUGCUCACGGUGGGCACUGUGUUUGGGCCGCUGCCCGGGGGAGGCUUCGGAGUGAUCGACGGGAUGACCAGCGAGAAGGUCGAGGCGGAGGGCAUUUCGUCUCUGGUUUCGAUGCUGCCGAAGCUGUUGCCUAAGAAGGCCGAGCGCACCAGCACUUUGGUAGUCCCCAUGCGGACUCCCGAGGAGGUGUACGGCUCUUGGCAGCGGCUGGAUGACGUCAUCAUGGGGGGAGCCAGCGACAGCGGUCUGCAGCCGCUACUGCAGCAGGCGGCGGGAGCGGGGGCAGCCGGGGAGGGAGUACCUGCGGAGGCAGGGAAGGACGUGGCAGGAACGGAGGCUGGGGUGGAGGGCGCGGUAUGGCGGGGCAAUCUGGUGGUUGAGGGUGGCGGUUUCUGUGGCGCCCGCACCAAGCCGCUGGGUCUGGACCUGUCUGCGUUCGACGGCAUCCACCUGCGGGUCAAGGGCGACGGCCAGACGUUUAAACUCAACAUCAAGACGGUUGACCAGGAGGACGUUCCCGAGUCCACCUACCAGACCACCUUCGACACCGUGGCGGGCCAGUGGGCAGACGUCUUCCUGCCCUGGCAUAACUUUGUGGCGGUCAAGCGGGCCAUGUCGGACCCUGAAGGCCCUCCUCUGGACCCCUCGCGCAUCUCCAAGCUGGGCCUGGUGCUCAGCCGCUUCGAGUUCAACAAGGCGCCCAACCCCGACUACCGGCCGGGGGCCUUCGAGCUGCUGCUGCAGGGCGGCAUCUACGCUUACAACGACGUGCGGCCUCAGCUGGUCAUGAUCUCCUCGGCCGGGGUGGAACGCAACGCGAUCAUUGGCGAUGACGAGGUUCGUCGCGCCGCCGACAUCCCCAUUGUGCAGCUCAAUCCGGGCGGCACACUCAACCACAAGUACACCGCGGAGGGGGCGGUGCGCGCCUCGGGCUACCCGUACAGUGUGGUGCGCUCCACAGGCAUGAUCGACAGCCUGGAUGGUGGUCCCUACCUGCUAGAGGCUGACCAGGGCGAUGUGGCGGUGGGGCAGAUCAGCCGGGAGGAGGUAGCGGAGUGCCUGACAAUGGCGGUUAACAUGCCGGAGGCGGUGAAUAAGACGUUUGAGCUGCGACGCAACGAGGCCGCGGAGAGCAAAGGGAAGCGACCCAUGGGUCGGCGGGACUACAACCGCCUCUUCCUCAAGCUUGCCCUAGACAAGCACCGCUGGCGUGUCGGGUUGCAGCCCAUGCCCAAGGCCGUACCGCCCCCACCACCCGUCACCGAGAAGCGGCGCAAGGAGAUCGUGGCGCAGGUUGCUGUCAUCCGGGGCCAGCCGCAGCAGCCGCAACCGGUGCAGCAGGCAGCCAGCGACGGUGCCAAUGGUGCAUCUGAGCUCGCAAAGUCGGGAGCUACUGAUGCGGGCGAGAAGGAGGGUAUUAAGGAAGCCGCAAAGGAAAACGUUGGCGCCCGCGCUUGAGCUGGUAACUUGAGGGUAAGGUAAGGGACACGGAUGUAAGGUCACUCGGUGGUGCUUGGUGGUCGAUGGCGAUGGUUGUAUGGGCGCUCGUUCUGGUGUUUGUGCUUGGGCUAAUGUCAAGGCACACUGGCAGUAUAUGUGCAGGAAUGUUGCCAGCUGAAAGAGUGUAUAUCAAGAUUUGUGCUGUAAGGGGCACAAAACAGCUUAGUUUAUAAGCAGGUGGUUUUUGAACGCUGCGAGGCCACGCGAACUAUCAAGGUAUAACCAUUUCGUGCUCGGAUUUAGCUUUAGGGUAUAAUGUUCGGGACUCAAGGUAGCCAAGAGGAGUGUUCACAUAAUUGCGUCCAAGUAUUGGAAUGCAUCAUAAGCGGGAUUAUGCUUGUGAGGUGGAGCCGCUGGUGCACGGUAUUAACAUCAUGUCUGAGGCAGUUGCUCUAGGGCAAGUGUCGUACUGCCGCCAUAAAAUUACCAACGUAGUACCCGUUCGUACAAGCUCGUACUCCAGCUGUUGCAGUACAACCUCAGCAUUUUGGUUUGUGGGUGAUGGCCCUUUGUGUUCGUUCGUUGCUCAUGCGACGUUGGCAAAACCUAUACAUGUAAUGGACGCAAGGGGCGGCAGUGGUCGG